UGUGGUAGCUGCAUACAGCUUCUUUCUGUCCUCCUACACAGGCAGGAGUGAGAGGCCCCUGGAGUCACCGGCACUGGGAGCAACGGCAGAAUAGACGGUGAAAAUGACAACCCUCCUUCUGCUGUGUGUGUCUUUGCCCAUAAUCUUGGCAACAACAAUACUGAAAGACCCCAAUGAUAUAGUUGGCUCAUUGCAUGUCAGCAUCCCUGUUGAGUUGCCUCUCCGUCCACUGCUGGGAGGAAAGGUAGCUGUGCCAUGCUACUUCCGAGGGAGCACUGUGAAUGACCCAGGAGCACCCACCAUCGCCCCGCUAGCUCACAGAAUCAAGUGGACCUACAUCACCAAGGAGAAAGUUAGCCCAAUCCUGGUAGCGUCGGAGGGGAAGGUUUAUGUGGAGACAGAGUAUCUGGACAGGGUGACAUUGGCCGGCUACCCGCUGGUUCCUACUGAUGCUACCAUUGAGAUAACUGAACUGAGGUCCAAAGACUCUGGUACCUAUCGCUGCGAAGUGACCCAUGGCAUUGAGGACAGCUCUGACGUUGUAGACAUCCAGGUUCAAGGUACUGUAUUCCACUAUCGUGCCAUCUCCACCCGCUACACCCUAACAUUUGAAAAAGCCAAAGAGGCCUGCGUACAGAACAGUGCCACCAUUGCAACUCCAGCACAACUCCAAGCCGCUUACGACGACGGAUACCACCAGUGUGAUGCUGGGUGGCUUUCAGAUGAAACUGUGAGGUACCCUAUUCAGGAGCCUCGGGAACCUUGCUUUGGAGAUAAGGAAAACUUUCCUGGAGUGAGGACCUAUGGUGUUAGAGAUGUCAAUGAAACUUAUGAUGUGUACUGCUUUGCUGAGAAGAUGUCAGGCAAGGUCUUCUACUCCAUAUCUGUUGACAAAUUUAGCUUCUAUGAAGCACAAGACCAGUGUGUCAAACUGGGAGCGAGGCUGGCCACCACUGGAGAGCUAUACCUUGCCUGGAAGGAUGGCAUGGAUGUCUGUAAUGCUGGCUGGCUGGCAGACAGAAGUGUACGCUACCCAAUCAACAUCCCCAGGCCUCUAUGUGGAGGUGGGCUUGUUGGAGUAAGAACAGUCUACUUAUUCCCCAACCAAACUGGAUACCCCUACCCAGACUCUCGUUACGAUGCAGUCUGCUUCCAAGAUGAUGAUGAAGGUGAAGUGCCUGGUAGGACCACACCCUUCCCAGUCAUCCACUUUGAAUCUAGCGCUGUGCCCCUCCCAACCCCAACGCCUCCACAAGGGACUGAAGAGAGCAAGUCUGGAGGAGUAGUAACUCUCUCCCCAUUGCCACAUCUGUCCAGUGAAGAUGUGACCAUGGGUCCCACAGGUGUGGUGUUCCACUACCGACCCAUCACUGGUCGUUACACUCUGACCUUUUUGGAGGCUGAGCUGGCUUGCCGGACCAUCGGAGCGGUUAUCGCCAGCCCCCAGCAGCUGUACGCAGCCUUUGAGAAAGGUCUGCACCAAUGUGACGCUGGCUGGCUGCGCGACCAAUCUGUGCGGUACCCGAUUGUGUCACCCAGAAGCAACUGUGCUGGUAACCUGCUAAACCUCCCAGGAGUGAGGUCGUACGGCCUGAGACCAGCCAGCGAGCGCUACGAUGUCUUCUGUUACGUGGACGGCUUAAAAGGUGAGGUCUUCUUCACCACUGACUACGACAGCUUCUCCUACGACGAGGCCGUGCAGCACUGCCAGAAGCUCAACAGCACCCUGGCCACGCCUGGGCAGCUGCACGCCGCCUGGAGACAAGGACUCGACAAAUGCCGGCCAGGCUGGCUCAUGGACCGCAGCGUCCGCUUCCCCGUCACAACCCCCAAAUCUUACUGUGGGGGCGGAGAGGUCGGGGUGCGCACCAUCUACGCCUUCCCCAACCAGACGGGAUUUCCCGAUGAGCACUCACGCUACGACGCCUACUGCUUCAGAGCUCAAAUUCCUGUUGAUCCCCAAACUCCCAUCACCGUCUCUCAGACGACAGAGCCUAAAGAUGUCAGCGAGACUACAACCGUCACACCGGUUGACGGUGCUCCUACUAACAAAACUACAGUUGGCUACGAUGAAACCUCUGUGAAUAUGACCGACGUUGAGGUUAUCAAAGAAACUGUUGAUACUUCGGUACAAGUUGCUCCGACAGAGAAAAUCGUUCCCUCUCCUGUCCCGGUCGAUGCGCCGGGUUCUGGUUCAGCUGACCACUCAGCCAGUGGGGAGACCUCUGGGGAACCUUCUACCUCCACCAGCAGCGGUGACACAUCCGGGUCAGGACAAGGCGUCACCUUCAGCGGAACACCCGAUGUGCUUUCUGGCGAGCAGUCCGCCUCUGGAAGCCUCAAGGAAGGGAAGGAGGGCAGUACGGUUUUCAUCACAUCUGGAGAUAUGGGGAGUGCAUCCGGAGCUGAAUCUGGAUCUGGAUCUGAAUCUGGAUCCAGAUCUGGCAUCAUCAUACGUGGAUCAGGCUACAGAAGUGGAAGUGGGGACAUCAGUGGCAGUGGUGAUGACACAGUGGUCACCUUGGUUGAUGAAGAGCUGGUGGAUUUGUCAAAAACCCUCAAGAAUGGCACAACAACGCAGGAGCUUGGCCAGGGAGGGAUCGACACCAGCGGGGGAUCGAGUGUUUCUGGAUCAGGAGACGUGUCUGCUUCCGGCUCGGGCGGGUUUUCUGGCAUUUUGUUCGUCGACAGCAGUGGGAUUGACCUGACACCCCAGCAAUCUGGGGAGCAAGAAGUGUCUGGAUACCAGCCAUCUGAAUCGGGGUACCCCAGUGGUUUUCCCAGUGGCUUUCUAUGUGGUGUUUCAGGCAGUGGCUCUGCCUCCGGAGACCCGUCUCCAAAGCACGACAAAGCCAUCUACCUGACCAAGGAUGACAUGAUUGAAGUAAUCACAGACUUUACUGAAGAGGGGCGGGGUGUGGUGGAGAUAAGCGGGGAAGGCAGUGCGUCAGGACGCCGCCCUGAAUUCAGCGGCACUUCAACUCAAACGUCGGGAAGCGGAGCGGCUCCUACGACGGCUUACGUAGAGUUUGUACCGACUCUUGACCAAUCCGGAUCCAGGGAUACAGCUGAGGAGAGUGGCACCGGGUCUGCAGUUCAUUCAGUCACACCAGAAGCAGUCUACGCCUGGCCAACAACGGCUCCGUCAGUGUCAGUAGUUACUCCGGCUGUUGUGGAGCGUCCUGAUGUGGAUGGAGCUACGAAGGGCUGUCCUGAGGACUGGAUGGAGUUUGGCGGCAGAUGUUACAGACACUUUGACGAUAGACUCACUUGGUCUGAGGCAGAGCAACGCUGUCAGGAGGUCAGCGGCCACCUGGUCAGCAUCGGCUCGCCACAGGAGCAGCAGUUUGUCAACUCCAAUGGUGACAGCUAUCAGUGGAUUGGACUUAACGACAAAGACGUGCAGAAUGAGUUCCGCUGGACAGACGGCCGUCCUCUGUCUUUCGAGAACUGGAGGCCCAACCAGCCGGAUAACUACUUUGGUUCUGGUGAAGACUGCGUGGUGAUGAUCUGGCAUGAGGGCGGCGAGUGGAACGACGUGCCCUGCAACUACCACCUUCCUUUCACCUGCAAGCUAGCAGCCGUCAUGUGUGGAGCACCCCCCGAGGUGGAACACGGCGCUCCGAUGGGCAGCAGCACAGGGAGCUCUCCUGUCGACUCCAUCAUCCGCUACCAGUGCAACCCGGGCUUCACACAGCGCCACCUGUCUGUCAUACACUGUAUGGCAAACGGAGAGUGGGAAAAGCCACAAGUCCAGUGCAUAGACGCCGGAGCCAACAGUAACAGGCUACACAAAAGGUCCCUGAGGAGAAGAAGUAAAGGUGUCAGCAGCCAACAGGAGCAGAGGGAGCUGCUCUGAGCGGGACUGAAAGGACAUGCAACAGAGAGCCACAAAAGAGCCUCCUUCUAAAGAAGCAUGGACACUAAUACAAAUGCCAGACCAAAAAGAUAGCACAUCGUACCCCUGUAUGUACACUCAACUAAAAGCACAUUUUAGACGACGAUUUAAAAAAAAAAAACAACUGAUGUCUUUGAAUGUCACCUUGCAACCUCUGAAGGCUCAUUCCUCCAAUUUAUGAUUCAGCAUCCUGGAGCUAAAUCGCUUCCCUUUCUUUCGGCACAAAGUAGAAAAAAAAAACCCCAAAUCAACCUCUUUCCAAGAGGCUGAAGAGUAACAUGCGAAGAGCGCAGAAGGUGUUUUCAGUUCCCACUUUUAUUAUAUUUUACCAUAUUUUUCUAGAUCUGCGUCUCUUAGACUUUGUUUUAGGCGUUAGACUCCUGCUAUGUAGGGCCACGCGGUGGACGUCGACCUUUGGUUGCGUCGCAGACGAGUGGUUCUGUGUCGUCGUGUCAUCUGGAGCAAAUGGAGCCUUUGGUCUCGUUCACAGCUGUAAGCUCGACGUCCACGGUGCUGCCGGACCAACUAGUUACGAAAACGCGACUCGGACGCAGCCACCCUGGAUUGAAAUAAUCGGCACGUACGCACUUUUGAGACUUCCGCCAUGUCUGUGCUAAUCAUUUGAAUCCAGCGCACCUUAUACAACGGAGUGUUAGGAAAAAAGAAAGAAAACAAAAAUAAUACAAGAAUAAAGUUGUGGUAUGAAAGUAGUCGGAACAUUACGACUUCUGUUAAAAAUUCUGUUAAAAUCUCUCUGUUAAUAUUCCGAUUUUAUUCCUGAAAUAUUAUGAUUUUAUGCCGGUAUCAGUUUGACUUUAUUCUUGUAAUGCUGCAACUUUAUCUUCAUAAUAAAUUUUUUUUUUUUUUUUUUUUUUUGCGUUUCGUUAGCGUAGCCCCAAUACUCGGUUGUAACCUUAAAACUGUAUUUAAAAAGAAAAUAAAAUUCUGUCUUUUUUUUUUUAUUUUUUUUUUUUUUAGAAAUGGCAGGAAAACAGUGCCUUGAAACAGCAUUUUUACAAUUUAACAGACUCUAAUGUAUAAUUUGUGAUAACAGGAAGUGGUGUGUAACAGCAAAAGAAAAAGGAAGGAUUAUGAUACACGUUUUAAUUAUUAUUAUUUUUCAAAAUAAAGGGCUUUCCAUCCGUCUUCCCACCAAGCCUCACUGUCGCUAAUAAAGGCAUCCCCACACCAUAAUGCGUCUCACUAAACGGAUAUCCUGUUCAGAUUUGCUUUCCUAAUAGAUUUGUGUGGGUUUUUGUUGUUGUUUUUUUUUUUUAAACAUAUAGAAUUCUGCUUCUUGUUUUUUUUUGUUUUUUUUUUAUCCACUACUUUAUAGUAGGUUGAAAUACAUCGAGGUUUGUGAUGACAAAAUGUGAACUAUUCGGUGAAUAUCUGUCGGGCAUUUUGGAAAUGUAAAAAGAAGUUUCACACACUCCUUAUUUAUGGUUCCUCAAGUGCGAACCGGCGCCUUUGUUUAUGUCGUGAGAACACCAGCCUUUGACCUGGGACGGGUUGCUCACUGUAAAUAUCCGCCAUGUUGUUUUUUUUUUUCUUCUGAACAGCAGGAUCUGUCCAUAACUUGCGCAGUGCAGGCAGUUUUAACUUUUUUUUUUGUUUGUUUGUUUGUUCAAAUUUUAUUGUGACUUACAGUAUUUAUCAUGGACGAGUUUUGCAGAGUGGUUGAGUCGUCAGAGCCAGAGGAGGAUUUCAUGUUUUCAUUAAAGCCUCAGAUUGUAGCUGGA
Xiphophorus hellerii (green swordtail) is the source of this 5640-nucleotide messenger RNA. RefSeq names its product aggrecan b (gene acanb). The coding region runs from base 104 to 3859 and encodes 1251 amino acids. Gene Ontology annotation, molecular function: hyaluronic acid binding. Gene Ontology annotation, biological process: central nervous system development; glial cell differentiation; cell adhesion. Gene Ontology annotation, cellular component: synapse; perineuronal net. Lineage: Eukaryota; Metazoa; Chordata; Actinopteri; Cyprinodontiformes; Poeciliidae. The record is from RefSeq and is a predicted model, not a curated record. The transcript has 18 exons.